AUGGCUCCCAAAGUCGAUCCAAGUGAAGUGAAGAUUACUACUGGAGGAGAAGUUGGAGCUUCCAGUGCGCUUGCCCCAAAAAUUGGUCCACUGGUUGGAGAAGAUAUUGCCAAAGCAACCGCAGAUUGGAAAGGUUUACGAGUGACCGUUCAAUUAACCAUUCAAAAUCGUCAAGCUGCCGUUAGUGUUGUACCGAGUGCUUCGUCUUUAGUCAUAAGAGCAUUAAAGGAACCUCCGAGAGAUCGUAAAAAAGAAAAAAAUAUAAAACAUAGUGGAAAUUUAACUUUGGCUGAAAUUAUUGACAUUGCUCAAAUCAUGAGAACUAGAUCUUAUGCUAAAGAUCUUAAAGGAACUGUUAAAGAGAUCUUGGGAACUGCUAAUAGUGUUGGAUGUACUGUUGAUGGUCAAUCACCUAAAGAUUUAAGUGAUUCUAUUGAAUCAGGUGAAGUUGAAAGGAUUGCUAGUAAAACCAUAUAUAUAUCUAAUGUCUCAUACAGUUCUACCGAACAAGGACUUGAAGAGUUAGGUUCAAGAUUUGGUAAAGUUGAGUCAGUUCGCAUGCCAAGAGAUUACGAAGGUAGAAGUCGUGGUUAUGGCUUUAUCGAAUUUUCUCAAGAAGAAGAAGCUAUCAGAGCUUUAGAUGAACUUAAUGGUAUCGAAUUUGAAGGUAGAGAACUAAGAGUAGCAGAAGCUCGUGGUGGUGCAGCUAAUGGUAACGGUGGCGGCAUGGGAAUGUCACGACCUCGUUCACGAGGAUAUGAUGACGAAUAA
Messenger RNA from Diversispora eburnea, 771 nucleotides. The record is from the annotation of a GenBank genome assembly. Lineage: Eukaryota; Fungi; Glomeromycota; Glomeromycetes; Diversisporales; Diversisporaceae.